UGUACUCUGUGAUCUCACAUCAUUCAAGUUCAUAUGAGUUAUCAACAUAAGAUUUUCAGAUGUAAACAUGGACAACAAAAGGAUUUUCUAUACACUGUGCUUUAUACUUGUUAUGGAAUUGGGUGUAUGCUUCGACUUCCCGGGAAUCGAUACAGUUCAAAAGAAUCUCAUGUCGUGGGAUAUACAGUUCAAACGAAUAGAGAAUUGUAAAAAUCCUGGAACUGGGGAUAUUGACCUAAAUGUACGCUUGAAGAGGAUUUCAAGGACAAGAGUGAACAUGGAAGGAAUUAUCACUUUCAAGGUUGAUUUUGAUGAUAAUAUGAAGGGUGUUCUCGAUCUGAGUAGCUGGGGAAACGGCGGCUGGAGGAGUAACGCCUACAGAGUGACUGCAGAUAACCCAUGUUCCACAUACUCUGUGUUUGCCAUAUUCUUCAAGAAAGUGCGCAAAUUAGCUGGUAUGCCCGAAACAUGUCCAAUACCAGCGGGAAGGUACGAGUUGAAAGACUUCGAUACUCAGAUAGUCAACAAUAUCACUCUGCCAUUUUACAUCAUACCCACUACAUGGAAGAUUACCCUCUCCUAUUACCAUAGAUCAAAUAACAAACGACUGGGAUGCAAGUCAUUCAUUGUGGAGAGUAGAGUGAAAUCGAUGAAAAAGAUGAAUGAUUAAUAUUGUUUUGAAAAGUUUUAACAGCGCUGACUCUAUUCUGGUGGAAAUAUCGUAGUAAGAGGAAAUCUUCAACUUCUGUUCUUGUAAAAUAAUACUAUGAUUAUUAUUAUGUAGCUUGGCAAAUUAAAAAUGUGUUAUUCAA
This is a messenger RNA of Nilaparvata lugens (brown planthopper), 812 nucleotides long. RefSeq lists its product as uncharacterized. The transcript is spliced from 4 exons. The coding region runs from base 68 to 670 and encodes 200 amino acids. Lineage: Eukaryota; Metazoa; Arthropoda; Insecta; Hemiptera; Delphacidae. The record is from RefSeq and is a predicted model, not a curated record.